UAAUUCCCGCCCCUCACAGCUGAUAAAAACCAAACGCACUCACAACCGAGCGGGAUUAUUUCAUCAGCGAAUACAGCAACAUCGUCUCUGCUCUUCUUUCUGCGCCCUCUGGCCAAACUCAACCUGAAGACAUUAAAGGUAGUAAUCUGCUGCUGCAAAAUACUGUGACCACAGACCUGCCACUUCCUGUUCUCUCCACUCAAGUAAAAGUCAACACACCUACACUAAAGGACCAAUAAUAAACAAGUACUUGGUUUACCUACCCAUCUGCCCAAAGUACUUAAACUCUCAGUCCAGUCACACGUGUUGUGUUUAAGCUGUGUCAAUCACACACACGCCCACACUAAACGGAUUUAAAACACAUAGCCUGGUUCAUCGCCCACACACAGUCACAGCAAAUAUGGCCAGCAAGCUGUCCAACUUUGGACAAACCCUGCUGCGUCGCAGGGCAUUAAACUGCUCUGGCGAAGAGUCCCAAUUCGCCCGCUGCCUGUCUACCCUGGACCUCAUCGCCUUGGGGGUGGGCUCCACACUCGGCGCCGGUGUAUAUGUCCUCGCUGGCGAGGUCGCCCGGGAGAAGGCUGGACCCGCUAUUGUCCUCUGCUUCCUCAUCGCUGCUCUGUCCUCCAUGUUGGCUGGCCUGUGCUAUGCUGAAUUUGGCGCCCGUGUCCCCAAAACAGGCUCUGCUUACCUUUACAGCUAUGUGACAGUUGGAGAAAUCUGGGCCUUCAUCACAGGGUGGAACCUCAUCCUUUCCUAUGUGAUAGGUACGGCCAGCGUGGCCAGGGCGUGGAGCUCCACCUUUGACAACCUGGUUGAGCAAAAGAUCUCUAGCUUCUUUAAAGCGUCUAUGACAAUUAAUGUGCCAGGCGAGGUCCUGGCAAAAUACCCCGACCUGUUCGCCCUUGUCCUCAUCCUGCUGCUCACUGGACUUUUGGCCUUUGGCGCGAGUGAGUCAGCGCUGGUGAACAAGAUCUUCACAGGCAUCAAUCUGGUGGUUCUGGGUUUCGUUAUCAUCUCUGGCUUUGUCAAGGGGGACACACACAACUGGAACCUGGUGGAGGAAGACUACGUCAGCUUCAUAAAUAAAAGCAACAGCAGUGGGACUUUAAAAGUUGAGGAGGAAUUUGGCGAGGGCGGUUUUGCGCCGUUUGGUAUGGCUGGAAUCCUGUCUGGUGCUGCCACCUGCUUCUACGCCUUUGUGGGCUUUGACUGCAUCGCCACAACAAGCGAAGAAGCAAAGAACCCCAUGCGCUCUAUACCUAUCGGCAUCGUGGCUUCGCUGUUGAUCUGUUUUUUCGCCUACUUUGGUGUGUCCGCUGCUCUUACCCUUAUGAUGCCGUACUACCAGUUGAAUACCCAGAGUCCUCUGCCCGAGGCCUUCACUUACGUCGGCUGGGCUCCUGCCAAAUACAUUGUGGCUGUGGGCUCUCUCUGCGCUCUGUCCACCAGUCUCCUAGGCUCUAUGUUCCCCAUGCCCCGUGUUAUCUACGCCAUGGCGGAGGAUGGGCUGCUGUUCCGUGCUCUGUCCAGGAUAAACACUCGAACAAAGACUCCCCUCAUGGCUACCAUCGCUUCAGGCAUCGUUGCAGCUCUCAUGGCCUUCCUGUUCGACCUGGCAGCUCUGGUUGACCUCAUGUCCAUUGGAACUCUGUUGGCGUAUUCUCUGGUGGCCAUCUGUGUCCUUAUCCUCAGAUACCAGCCAGGCACCCUGAGUUCGUCCAGCCAGAUGGAGAAGCUGGUAGAGCUGGUGGAAGGAGAGAAGGUGGCCGUAAGUGGAGGUGACAGCGGUGACGAGUAUGGCAUGGAGAUGCCGCUCAAAGAGACCUUCACCUUCAAGCUGCUCUUCUGCCCAAGUGGAAAGACCCCAACACAGCUCUCUGGGGCCAUUGUCUAUGCUACCACUGCUAUUAUUUCUAUUCUUAUCACCGUACUAUGUAUUAUCCUGGCAAACUAUCUCUCAGAGCUGCUGGCAGGGCAUGCAGGAGUUGUGGUGCCCUGUGUCAUUUUGAGUCUGCUGUGUGCCGUCUGUGUCGUCAUCAUCUGCAGGCAGCCUGAGAGCAAAGAGGCUCUCAACUUCAAGGUUCCUCUGCUUCCCUGGUUGCCCCUGUUCAGUGUUUUCGUUAACAUCUACCUCAUGAUGCAGCUGGACCUGGGUACAUGGUGCCGCUUCACUGUCUGGAUGAUUAUCGGUUUCGCCAUUUACUUCUUCUACGGUAUUAAGAAUAGCAGUGAAGCUGCUAACCGGUCAUCCCCGCGCAAAUACGAGCCUACGCUGCAGGCCAAGAGCCCGAUUUACAAAGGCGCUCCUGACGAGAGUGACGUAGAAGCAGGCAGCCCCUGAUACAGACUGACGUAGACCUGGGAAGUGUUGCAGAGCAUCUACACUCAUUUUGGCAGUCUGGUUAAAUUGCCAAAUGCUGCAGUGUAGGAAGCCUGGAACGCAGAUCUGGGUUUUAAAAGAAGAAGAGGCAAGAAAACGCCACACACAUCUUACCUCUGACCUAAUGGCUGAUAAACUUGAUGGCGAGACACUGCAACAGAGCCAUUUUCUGGACCAUGUGUCUGUUUUAAUCUGUCUGUUUUUACUUACCCUUAGUCCUCUGGGGAUCUGCCUAUAACAGAUCCUUUGAAUGGACCUAACUAACAAAGAGUACUGCGGUACUGCUCAUGAUCUGUUUUCUGUAAUUUGAAGCCGUUAUCCAGAAAAAAAAUGUUACACUUUACCAGUUUUUGUCUCUGCUUCCUCUCCGUUAGAGGUGUGUGUGUGUGUGUGUGUGUGUGUGUGUGUGUGUGCGGUCACUUGUUCCACUAGGAGUGAAUAAGAACUACUGUGUACAUCACUAAAAAAUAUGACUUGAGUCAGUGAGUUUACGAUCGUCAAGACACUUGGAUCAGUGAGCUACACUUCAAAACUGUAUAAGAAACACAAAUAGCUUGUGUAGUAUGUCUAGCAUGUGUAGUUUAUUGGUCCUUGUUUAUUACACCAGACUGUGUGUAAACAGGGUAGCCCUGACGCUGUGUGGUUGACAGCAUCAUUCAGGGCCUCAAUGCAGUUAGGUCAGUAGAACAUGGUUGACAUUGAUGUUAUCUACACUCGGUGUCUGAGGCUGAAGGUCAUGUUUUACAGAUUGGGAGAGUUUUGUGGGGGUUUUAUUUGUUUGUUUUUAACCCACGACUGCCUUUGUGCCUCCCUGCCCCCAGAGAACAGCCAUACAGUAUGUGCACACUGCCCCAUUUAAAAUGGUAAGAAAUUCGUUUCCAAGUUGUCCAUAUUGUUUUUGUCUUGCAUAUAGACCUCAUGAAAUUGUAUUUGCUGUCAUUUUGUGGCCCUUGUUUCGACCUAAACCAGAUGACUCAAAUGUUUUGGAAACCGCUAAAAGGGCAUCAAACUACUUUUAUGAGCUAUAAAAGGCAUUGAAAUCCAGGAAUUGGUGAUUUAAUACCUGCUAUGCUUUCUAGUAUUUGCUGUAGGUACUGUACUAUACAAAUACAGAACAUUUACAUUCUGCAGGUAAUGUAAACCUCAUCCAUCUGUUAUUCCAGAACAUACUUCCCUUCACUUAUUUGACCAUAUUUGGUUGGAAGUAAGAGUUCCUUCCAAACCAACAAAAGCAUGUUAUCUAGUUAAUUUCCAGAUUGAAUUUGCAUACUUGCACCUCUCUACUUCAGAUGAUUUUGCACAUCUUUAAACCUCACAGAAUGUGUUGCAGAUCUGAGGAGGUUGAUAGAUUUGCACUUAACAAACUUAUGAAUCACAUUGUGUUCAUCUUUUGGGUGCCAAGGAAUUUAAACAUUUUAAUACACAAUGAAUUGUUUCUAAUUGACAUCUGUCAGAUCCACUCUGGUGUCUGGGAGCUGGGGGUCAGUUUCAGAACAAGGGCCUGUGUUUCAUCACUUCUUCCUUGUGAAAGGUUUUUUUUGUUUGUUUUUUUUCACAGAGGUUCUUUUUUAGUUUCAUUUGAAACUUAUUCUUGGCAGCUUUGUCUGUUGAGCUCCCAUCCUUAUAUAUAUUUUACACUUUUAUUUACUUAUUACUUUAUCUGAUUUAGAACUGUUAAUAUUUAAAUGUGUAUAGUAUUGUUUAUUUUAAAUAGCUUUGUUGUUUUGCCUUUUCAUAUCAAUUUUAAUCUGUUAAUAUUCUUUAUAUUUUAUUUUUAAACUUUACAUGUACAGUUUUUAGUGUGCUGAUCUUUAUACGUCUCCCUCAUGCUUCCACAUUGUUUUUUAUUUUUCCUGCUUUGUUGCAAAUGUCUUGCAUCACCAAAUAAUUUAAUUGAUAUUCCUGACCAAAUGAAGGUGUUUUGGGAAACUUGAGCUUUCCAAAAAAGAAUGACCACUAAAAGUUGGUCUCUAAAUUGUGUAAUUUAAAAAAAGUUUAUCCCAAUUCUAUGGACUCAAAAUAACUUAUUGUUAAUAGUAUUUUCUUGUUUUUUAGUAAAGUGCUAUACUGUAGAAUGUACAGUAUUUGUUUAAAGCUAUAAAUUAUACAAAUGUACUUUCUGUAAAUGUGACAAUUUGGUAAGAGGUGUUUUUUUGUAAAUUACACAUGAAGGCAUGUCAUUUGACAGUUGAUGCUGCAAUGUUGGCAUUCUGCAGAUGCUUAAAAGAUGUCACUAAACAUCUUUACUGUUUUUGCUUAAAAGAAAAUGCACCUCCUUUAGACAUGUCAGAACUUGACAUGUCUUUGUGGAGGGUGGGGGUGGGGGGUACAAUAUGGGUAGAUUUGGAUUCAGCUAGUGUUUCUAGAUGAUGUAAAUCAAUAAAUUGGUGCCUGAAGAACCAUCCUCAUGCCUGAGGAAGGCAACGGGGCUGGGCAGCUGUAUCUUGGCCUAUUGAAAUGCUUCAUGAGCUGUGGACUUUCACUAGAGAUUGGAACUGGUAUGUUUUCUGUGAAUAGUUAAUCUAUCAUUAAAAGGUAAUGUGACGUGUCAUCACACAGCUCUUCAUAGCCAGCCCUCGUGCCUUUUCAAAGAAAAUUAAAAAUCAGUGCUAUUUUCUCCCCUCUCAGUGCUAUUGCAUUAACAGCAAUGAUCUAUUUUUGUCUUUCUGUUUUAUAUCCUGUACAUAUGGCUGUCAUGUAUAAAACAUGCUGUAUUUUCAAUGUUUUUUUUUUUUUAAUAAAAAAAAAAUGAUACAUGCUUAA
This is a messenger RNA of Micropterus dolomieu (smallmouth bass), 5146 nucleotides long. It is a transcript of the gene slc7a3a, whose product is annotated as solute carrier family 7 member 3a. NCBI's taxonomy places the organism in Eukaryota, Metazoa, Chordata, Actinopteri, Centrarchiformes, Centrarchidae. The record is from RefSeq and is a predicted model, not a curated record. The coding region runs from base 401 to 2344 and encodes 647 amino acids. Gene Ontology annotation, molecular function: amino acid transmembrane transporter activity. Gene Ontology annotation, cellular component: plasma membrane. Gene Ontology annotation, biological process: transmembrane transport; amino acid transport. The transcript is spliced from 12 exons.